Mus caroli (Ryukyu mouse) is the source of this 2260-nucleotide messenger RNA. It is a transcript of the gene Pyroxd2, whose product is annotated as pyridine nucleotide-disulphide oxidoreductase domain 2. NCBI's taxonomy places the organism in Eukaryota, Metazoa, Chordata, Mammalia, Rodentia, Muridae. Gene Ontology annotation, molecular function: oxidoreductase activity. The record is from RefSeq and is a predicted model, not a curated record.
AAAUUCUUCUCUCUUCGGUCCCUGCUUACUUGAAUCCUGGAGGCUGCUCAGACUCUUGCCCUACACGCCCCCUUCUCUAGACUGGCUUGCGCAAACUCAGAGCCGCAGAAGCUCAGACCCUGGGAAACGGUGGCCCAAGGCCAAGGCUGACACUGAACUGUAACUCCCAGCCCCUCCCCUUGCCUGGGCCUCUGGAAAGCUGACUGCAAGCAAAUUUCUGGGGGCAGAAAUGGCUGCCGGCGGCCGAGGUCUCAUCAGGGCCUUGCACUCCUCUCCCUGCCCUGCUUGGAAACGAGCUCAGUCGGGAGCCAACGGGCGCCUGAAGCCCGAGUACGAUGCCGUGGUGAUAGGAGCAGGACACAAUGGGCUGGUGGCUGCAGCAUACCUCCAGAGACUGGGGGUGAAUACCGCGGUCUUCGAGAGGCGCCAUGUGAUAGGGGGCGCAGCUGUCACGGAAGAGAUCAUUCCUGGGUUCAAGUUCUCCCGAGCAUCCUAUCUCCUGAGCCUACUGAGGCCACAGAUUUACACAGACCUGGAGCUGAAGAAACACGGGCUGAAACUUCAUCUGAGAGACCCCUACUCCUUCACCCCCAUGCUGGAAGAGGGCACACUGAGCAGGCUGCCCAGGUCCCUUCUGCUGGGCACAGACAUGGCUGCAAACCAGAAGCAAAUCUCUCAGUUCUCACGGAAGGAUGCUCAGGUAGGGAAGGCCUUCCCCAAAUACGAGGAGUUCAUGAAACGCUUGGUGCUAGCCAUUGACCCCCUACUAGAUGCAGCUCCAGUGGACACAGCAGCCUUUCGGCAUGGCUCUCUGCUGCAGAGGCUCAGGGCAUUGUCCACCCUGAAGCCCCUGCUGAAGGCAGGGCGCACCCUGGGAGCCCAGCUUCCCCAAUAUUAUGAGGUCCUCACAGCCCCCAUUUCCAAGGUGCUGGACCAAUGGUUUGAGUCUGAGCCUCUGAAGGCGACUCUGGCAACAGAUGCUGUGAUUGGAGCAAUGACGAGUCCCCACACCCCGGGGAGUGGGUAUGUGCUGCUGCAUCACGUGAUGGGCAGCCUGGAGGGGAUGCAGGGCGCCUGGAGCUACGUCCAGGGUGGCAUGGGCGCCCUCUCUGAUGCCAUCGCGAACUCUGCUGCUACACAUGGAGCAAGCAUCUUCACAGAAAAGACUGUGGCUAAGGUGCAGAUGAACAGUGAAGGCCGUGUCCAAGGAGUCACACUGCAGGACGGCGACGAGGUCAGAAGCAGAGUCGUCUUGUCCUGCGCGUCACCACAGGUCACCUUCUUAGAGCUGACACCGCAGGAGUGGCUUCCUGGGGCCUUUGUGAAGAGAAUCUCCCAGCUGGACACCCAGUCUCCUGUCACCAAGAUCAAUGUGGCUGUGGACAGGCUGCCAAACUUCCAGGCGGCCCCUAAUGCUCCUGGGGACAAGCCCCAAGCUCACCAUCAGUGUUCCAUCCACCUGAACUGUGAAGACACCCUGCUCCUCCACCAGGCCUUUGAAGAUGCCAAGGGUGGCCUGCCUUCCCAAAAGCCUAUGAUUGAACUCUGCAUCCCAUCAUCGCUGGACCCCACCCUGGCUCCACCAGGCUGCCAUGUUGUCUCCCUCUUCACUCAGUAUACACCCUACACCCUGGCAGGAGGCAAGGUCUGGGAUGAGCAGGAGAAAAACACCUACGCAGACAAAGUGUUUGACUGUAUCGAGGCCUAUGCCCCCGGCUUCAAGAGAUCUGUGCUAGCCAGAGAUAUCCUCACCCCACCGGAUCUAGAGAGAAUCUUCGGGCUUCCUGGAGGGAACAUAUUCCACGGUGCCAUGUCCCUGGACCAGCUCUACUUUGCCCGUCCAGUGCCCCAACACUCUGACUACAGAUGCCCAGUGCAGGGCCUGUACCUCUGUGGGAGUGGGGCCCAUCCUGGAGGAGGCGUCAUGGGAGCAGCUGGACGGAAUGCAGCCCACGUAGUCCUUAGAGACCUCAAGAACAUGUGACACUGGACCAGCUCUGACCCUGGGGAGGAAAGCUCCUGCACGUUGAGCCACCUAGCAGGCCAUCUGCCCAAGACGCCCUGCUCCCAAGGAGGCCGUUGGAGACAAACUGUAGUAGCAAGGUGCCAUUUGUUCCUUAAUCAGAGACUCAGUUGCAUUUAGCACAAUCUCACCUGUGGCCCAGGUGUCCAUGGAUCAGCUGGGUUUGUCUCACCUGUGCCUCAGGUGUCCAUAGAUCAGCUGGGUUUGUCUUUUUAAAAACCAUGUUUUGUAUAGAGA